GCUGUCAGAGCAAGUUAUAUCCUGUCCGUAAGUAUUGAUUGAAAAAACUAUAACUGGACAGUCGAGGGCGGGUUGACCUGUUACCGGGCUUUGUCAAGGCCAGCUAGGAAUUAAGUAGCGGUUAAGAUUGGUUCGAGUGAGUGUCAGUCGCCUUAAAGGGGGCGGGAUGAAAAAAAGGCAAAUUAGAAAAAUUUCCCCUCUCUUCGUCUUCAAUGGAUACGGAUGCAAUUGCUAAAUGGUCGUCGCUGGUUUGACUGGGAGAAACAGACAAAGGAGCGAUAACAACUUUGCAUUUUUAAUUUAUAAACAGAUUUACGGAUGGUAUGGUAUUUCACGAGCUACGUUUUUUUUUCUGAAACGUGUGGCGCGGUGUAAAUAGAUGUUCAUUCGUAAUUGCCACUGCGCUAACAACUUUGCUUCAGGCUGUGGGCAUAUCGAUACAUGUCGGUAGAUAAUAAACAAGAAAGUGUUUAAUUUCUACUAUUCCCCGGUUAUUAGGGGGUUACUGUAGCACUGAUGAAGAAGACCCUGCCAGAUGCUAAGACAUUGAUGUGAAACCAGCAAAUUGAGGACACGACGGACUGGAGCAUCGGCUCGCUGUUUAUAACACACAUUUUCUCCCUCCAAGACAUACUUCUGGUGUAUUGAUGCACCCAUUCCAGUGGUGUAACGGGUGCUUCUGCGGUCUGGGACUGAUUUACUCCAAUAAAUCGUGCACAAUGCCUCCCAUCACCUUCCAGGACCUGCCCCUCAACAUCUACAUGGUCAUCUUCGGGACGGGCAUCUUCGUUUUUGUCCUGAGCCUCAUCUUCUGCUGCUACUUCAUAAGCAAGCUGAGGCACCAGGCCCAGAGCGAGCGGUUCGGAUACAAGGAGGUUAUACUCAAAGGUGAUGCCAAGAAAUUAAAUCUUCAUGGGCAGACGUGCGCUGUUUGCUUGGAGGAUUUCAAAGUGAAAGAUGAACUAGGAGUGUUGCCAUGCCAACAUGCCUUCCACAGGAAGUGUCUGGUGAAGUGGCUGGAGGUGCGCUGUGUGUGCCCCAUGUGCAACAAGCCCAUCGCGGGGCCCCCAGAGCAGCACCAGGGCAUCGGAACGCUGCUGGACGAGCUGGUGUAGCCCGGCAACCCCCAAGGAGAGCAGUCUAGACAAGACAUUACAAAAUGAGCCAACACUCCUCAGCCCGCACACAAACACUCUCAAGUCCAUGGUGACACACACGUCUGCCUCAAAAGGACACACUCAAGUUCAGAAACAAAACAGAGAAAGCCAGGGAACUCUAGUACCAGCCCCACCAUGGUAAGGACGGUGAAUAAAAGAGACAGACUAACAGUGUAGUGGGAAAUGAGGGGGAGGAUGCAUCUUCAGUGGUGCCCGAUGUGCAUCUGUGUGACACGCGAUGUAGGUUGGAGGUGUCGGGUUUGUUCUCGAGUGAGAGUUGCUUUCUAUUUUGUUGUGAAAUGGACCCAGCCAAAUGCUGAUAAAUUUGAGACUGGGUUCACAAGAUUUUCUUGCCCAUGGCUAUUCAGCAACAACGCAAAAGUGACUUCAGAUUUGUGAAGAUAUCCACCAACCAAGGAUAGAUUUUUUUAAGGCAGAUUAUAAAUGUAACUGAAAUGCAAGUCAAGUGCAAAAUUUUGGCAUCUCAGUUGCUUUCUGAGAUUGACACUCUUGUACAGGAUGAAUAGCCAGAUUUGCAUUUUUAGAUUUUUAGAGUUGUAUUGCAUUGUCAGUCACACCCACGUUUUUCCUAUUGGUAAACCUGCGAUUGUGUCAGGUAACAUACCAGGGAAUGGGUAGAUAAAUCAUGCAUUAGUCCACAGACACUAUGUCUGCAUUCCUGUUUGUGACAUAUACUU
Molecule: messenger RNA, 1855 nt
Organism: Megalops cyprinoides (Indo-Pacific tarpon)
Lineage: Eukaryota; Metazoa; Chordata; Actinopteri; Elopiformes; Megalopidae
Gene: rnf122
Product: ring finger protein 122
Exons: 6
Coding region: 648-1115 (155 amino acids)
Source: RefSeq, a predicted model, not a curated record